Molecule: messenger RNA, 1701 nt
Organism: Ostertagia ostertagi
Lineage: Eukaryota; Metazoa; Nematoda; Chromadorea; Rhabditida; Trichostrongylidae
Source: the annotation of a GenBank genome assembly
AUGAUUCGUGAGCUUUCACGGGCAAAGGUAUAUAGUAUUCGAGAUUUGGACGAGGGCUCCAUUCGAUAUCGUCGUCGUCAGCAGUUGGAAGAGGAGGCAUGGAAUCGUUUGCGUGGUACCAGUGCAGCUAUGGACCGAAGCGAUCGAAACGGUACAUCAUCAGCUACUCCCGCUGACCGUGAAGGCUCACUGGUCGCCCGAAGUCCCUGGUCAAGACCUCCUGAAGCGUCGUCGCUCAAUGCCACUCCGGUACCUGAUACUCCUGCACCCGCUCCUAAGAAGGAGGCACCUCCUGUACGGCAAGUGGAGCGUAAGCAGGCUGCGAAACCCAUUCCCUUGAAUGUUCCAAGACCAGAGCGUGCAGUGCAACCUCGAGCUGAUGAAAGUCCCGCUCCGAGAUCUCCGAAGCCGCCACCGAGUCCUGCUCCACUGAUAAGAGCAGCUGAGCCGGCGAAGGAAGAGACGGAAGAGGCCCGAAUCGCAGCGAGAAGGCCGCCACUGCCCAGACAGGCGUCGAGCAAUGACGAAUCGCUCAAUGAGAAGGUGGACGUGAUUCGAAGGGCGCAUGCAGAACGUCAAGCUGCAUCUCGAGCCGCUUCUAGCGACGAUACCACCCGCGAAGAGGAACCAAUAGCUACAGCCGCCAGUGUACCUCCAGGUGUGCCGAUUCCAGUCACACAUUUCACAGGUGAGCCUGAGAUACCCGCUUGGCUCGCCCGAAGACGUCAACGCUUUCAGCGCUCUCGAACUAACCCAGACCUUGCGUCUCAAUUCUGCUCACAACGUGUACAGCAGUUACUUCAAGAGAGAGAUUCCCGUUUAGAUAGCUCGACGAGCACCGAAGAAGAACGAAGAAACAUUCGUCGUCGCAGUGCGUCACGGGAAAUCAGUGAGUGGAGAUCGCGCGGUUGCCCUCGCGUGAUCUUUGGUCGCAAGGGUGCUAAAGAAGGCGAGCUGAAUUGGCCCAGAGGAGUUUGUGCCCUUCGAGGUGGGACUUUGGCCGUAUGCGAUUCGAGCAACCACCGGGUUUGUGUGUUUGACCGUGAAGGCAAGUUUUUGCGGCAGUUUGGCGGCUAUGGCUCCGGACGUGGCCAACUUGACUCGGCAGCUGGUAUCGCCACUUUCAAAAAUAAGCUGAUUGUAUCCGACCGAUACAAUCAUCGGGUUUGCAUCUUCGACAAUGAUGGGACGUACUUGAACUCGUUCGGUGGUCACGGACAGUCCAAUGGGAAAUUUAACAAUCCAUGGGGCGUGGCCGUCGACGAACUGGGGACGAUCUACGUCGCCGACAAGGAUAACCAUCGGGUGCAAAUGUUUGACAAAAAUGGACUGUUUGUGGGAAAAUUCGGCACGAAUGGACACGGACCAGGGCAAUUGCACAAUCCGUUAUUUAUUGCUGUGAAUAAUGCUAACCAUCAGGUCUACGUCUCUGAUUCGUCAAAUCAUCGGAUUUGUGUGUUUGAUGUCCAAGGAAUGUUCUUGUUCUCGUUCGGAACCGAAGGGUUCCAUGGUGGACAGUUUAAAUUUCCUCGCGGUGUUGCAGUGGAUUCACAGGUGUUCUCGUCGGACGGUGAAUUUAUCUGCACGUUUGGCUCGUGGGGUGGAGGCGCCGGUCAGCUGAAGGGCGUUGAAGCGCUCUGCGUGUUCGACGGAGGCAUCGUCGCCAGUGAUCGAGAGAAUCACCGUAUUCAGAUCUUCUAA